This is a messenger RNA of Purpureocillium takamizusanense, 1952 nucleotides long. RefSeq lists its product as uncharacterized. Gene Ontology annotation, biological process: proteolysis. The record is from RefSeq and is a predicted model, not a curated record. NCBI's taxonomy places the organism in Eukaryota, Fungi, Ascomycota, Sordariomycetes, Hypocreales, Ophiocordycipitaceae. Gene Ontology annotation, molecular function: serine-type endopeptidase activity. Bases 406 to 1581 code for a protein of 391 amino acids. The transcript is spliced from 4 exons.
CGUGCCUCAGGACUGCCGAGAGGGCGGGCAACGCCUCGCUUCUUACCACGCCAGUCGCCUGAUACCUGAGCUUUCGGUUCCUAAAGGAGCUUGCUUCUGGUAAUGGGUGUUGCAAACGCGUCGAGGUUCCCCAAACCGUAAAGGAGGCGUCGCACUAGCAACAACCCGGCGUGUCGAUGAUGCCGCCGCUGGGGUAGGUUGUUCGACUCCAUGACUGCCUAUUACAAUGCCGCAGUACCUAUUCCGUUGGCGACGAGGUUAAAUAGAUGGCCAUGGCCGCCAGGAGGCCGAGCCUUUCUGCCCAUCAGCUUCACGACUCACAUUUACUCCUGGUGUCUCGAAACCAAGCCUGAGCUUCCUGAUAGAUAGCGGUGUGAGUCGACUAGGUCACCUACUACCCGCGAAAUGCACUUGCACACUCUUCUCUGGAUGCUGCCUCUGGUAGAUGCGGCAACCGUUCAUUCUCUCACGAAGAGAGCUGAACCAGCGCCCAUCUUAAGACCGCGGGACGCGGCCGCAAUCCUUGCCGACAAAUACAUCGUCAGGCUCCGAGACGACAUCCCGGCUGCCCAGGUCGAGACCCUCAUGGACAGCAUCAAAGAAGAGGCACAUGAGGUUUACAAAACCGUGUUCCCUGGUUUCAGUGCGACUCUCGACACGGCUGGACUGGAACGCUGGCGGAAUCAUCCAGACGUCGAAUACAUCGAGCACGAUUCAAAGUACACGCCGAGCCGCUUCAGACUGCAAAAAGACGCACCUUGGGGCCUGAGCCGCAUCUCGGCCCACAAGAUGGGGGCGUCCAAGUACAUAUUCGACGAAAGCGCCGGAGAAGGCACUUGCACCUACGUUCUCGAUACCGGCAUCGACUUCACUCAUCCUGAAUUCGAGGGCAGGGCCGAGCAGAUACACUCAUACUUUGAAGAUGAGCCAACCGACGGCGAGGGCCACGGUACGCAUGUCGCGGGCAUCAUCGGCAGCAAGACGUAUGGCGUGGCGAAGAAGACGCGCUUGUACGGAGUCAAGAUCCUGGGGGACUCGGGCUCGAGCCCAGGGUCGAUCUUCAUCGCGGGGGCCGACCUGGUGCUCAGGGACAUGAAGAAGCGCAGUUGCCCCAAAGGCGUCUUCGUCAACCUCAGCCUGAGCGGUCCGCCAUCGGUGGCAGCCAACGAGGCGGCUUCGAAACUGGUCAAGGCCGGCAUAUUCGUCGGGGUCGCAGCCGGCAACCAAGGAGGGGAGGCGAUGUUGCGAUCACCGGCGUCGGCAGAGUCGGUGUGUGUGGUAGGGGGCAGCACCGAGGACGAUUCCUGGUUCAAGGAGUCCAACUAUGGCGCGCGCAUCGACAUCCUGGCCCCGGCAGCGGGGAUUCGGUCGACGUUACCGGGAGGAGCCAUUGGCAUAGCGGACGGCACGUCCAUGGCGGCGCCUCACGUUGUCGGCGUGGCGGCGUAUCUCGGGGCGCUCAACGGCAUCAAUGGCAGCGCACCGCUGUGCAGCCUCAUGCGCGAGAUGGCACACCGAAACGCGAUCAAGGGUGUUCCCAGGGGCACGAAGAAUCUCCUUCUCUUCAACAAUGCUGCGUAGAGCACGCGUAUGGGCACGGGGAGGGGCGAGGCGAGGAUGCCGACUGUCGGGCCCAUUGCACUGUUGAUGGUUUCGAUGGUGGUAUCUGGAAGGCAAGGUCAAAGUGGUUGUCGUGUCAAAGUAGGAGAGGGGAUGAUGCAUAUACUGUACAUGCAUGAAAUUCUGGCUGGGGUAAGUACCUUGUUCGUGCCUGCCAAGUUACGUGUAUGCCGCUUCACACGUGAUGCUCUCGUGGACAAGUAGCUCGUAGUGGUGGUUUGUUUUCCGCCCUUGUGUUGUCCGGUCCUUGAUCGAAACCAGUGCCGCCAUGGAUGAUGAUGCAUCACGAUUCACGACGACUAGCAGACGGAAGAGGGUUGACAUGCAGCAGG